This is a messenger RNA of Thermothielavioides terrestris NRRL 8126, 1593 nucleotides long. RefSeq lists its product as uncharacterized. The record is from RefSeq and is a predicted model, not a curated record. Gene Ontology annotation, biological process: tyrosyl-tRNA aminoacylation. Gene Ontology annotation, molecular function: tyrosine-tRNA ligase activity; ATP binding. Lineage: Eukaryota; Fungi; Ascomycota; Sordariomycetes; Sordariales; Chaetomiaceae. The coding region runs from base 50 to 1219 and encodes 389 amino acids. The transcript has 3 exons.
CCACAGAUCACCGUCUCCAAAUUCCAGCAGCACGACGGCACGGCACACGAUGGCGGCCGCAGACUCAAACCAGAGAUUGGCUCUCAUCAAGGAGAACCUCGCCGAGGUUCUGAACGAGGAGAUCAUCCAGAAGAUCCUCGAUGAGGGGAAACACCCCAAGAUUUACUGGGGCACCGCGACGACGGGCCGGCCGCACUGCGGCUACUUCGUCCCCGCCAUCAAGAUUGCCCAAUUCCUGGCCGCCGGCUGCGACGUGACCAUCCUCCUCGCCGACAUCCACGGCUUCCUCGACAACCUCAAGGCGCCCCUCGAGCUGGUCAUGCACCGCGCCGAGUUCUACCGCCACAUCAUCACCGCGAUGCUCCAGGCCGUCGGCGUGUCGACCGAGAAGCUGCGCGUCGUGCUCGGCAGCUCGUACCAGAAGAGCCCCGAGUACGUCAUGGACGUCUACAAGAUGGCCUCGCUCAUCUCGGAGCACGACGCCAAGAAGGCUGGCGCCGAGGUCGUCAAGCAGACCGACAACGCGCCCCUGAGCGGGCUUCUGUACCCGAUCCUGCAGGUGCUGGACGAGCAGUACCUGGACUGCGACGCGCAGUUUGGAGGCAUGGACCAGCGGAAGCUGUUCACGGCCGCCAAGGAGUGGCUGCCGAAGCUUGGCUACAGGGAGCGCGCGCACUUGCUCAACCCCAUGGUCCCCGGUCUGCACGGCGGCAAGAUGAGCUCAAGCGACCCCGACAGCAAGAUCGACCUGCUCGACCCGCCCGAGACGGUCGCCAAGAAGAUCAAGAAGGCGGUUGCCGCCCCGCAGGUGGUCGAGGAGAACGGCCUGCUGGCGUUCAUUGAAUUCGUGCUUCUCCCGGCCGCACGGCUACGCGGCUCCGGGGAGUUCCGCGUUGACCGUGAGCGGGACGGGCUAGAACCGCUGGUUUACACCGACAUUGAAAAGAUCCGCGAAGAUUACAAGAGCGAUGUGUUGACACCGCAACUGCUUAAACCCGCCGUUGCGCGGGACUUGAACGCGCUGCUGGCGCCCAUCCAAGAAGCCUUCCAAGCUAACAAGGAGUGGCAAGAGAUCGCCGAGAAGGCCUACCCGCCGCCGCCCAAGAAGGAGAAGAAGGUCAAGAACAAGGGCACCCGCUACCCUGGUGCAAGCAAAGAGCAGGCCGAUGGGGCGGACAAGGAGCUCCCUAUCCGGCCGAAUGGGGAGACUCCCAACUGAACUGCAUUGGAUGUUAUUGAUACCCAGAGAGAGGAUGGUGAAGUCCAAGGGACAGUAGCCAGCGCGAAUGGCCGCUGCUUGGCGGCGCAUGCUACGGGGCCGGGCAUGUCGACAGCUAACGCAACCCGUUCGGCAUCAGGUGUUGACGAAUGUCUGGCCUGCGACUGAUCUGUUGUCCUUGUAUUGGCCCGGGGGAGGUACAGGUGGGAGCCGUGUAUAUGCCUCAAGAUGGGGUCACGAGAUCUCUGCUGCCGGGGCGGGUACGGGUGCUUGGUACAAAAGGAGGGUCCGGGAGCUAUUCAGGGAACGUCGAUCUGCCAGUAUACGGAUUACACUAGACCAUAUGCUCGAAAUAGAGUUGCGUCUUGAGCAUG